Messenger RNA from Spodoptera exigua (beet armyworm), 1717 nucleotides. NCBI's taxonomy places the organism in Eukaryota, Metazoa, Arthropoda, Insecta, Lepidoptera, Noctuidae. The record is from the annotation of a GenBank genome assembly.
AAAAAAAUCAUCGCUUCGUCGGUUCCAGAAUUUGAUGCGCGCGCCUUUAGUAUUCCAUGUUUCUAAACAUGGCAGGUCGAAGUGGAUACGAUGAUGUUAAUCCCAGGGAUUAUGGAGGCGGCAGGAGAACUCUUGGUGGCCGCCCCCUACCCACGGAACCUCCAUACAAAGCUUACGUCGGGAAUUUGCCCUCUGGAAUUAUCCAGGGUGACAUAAAUAGAAUUUUUCCGGAUCUGGCAAUAAAAAAUGUGAGGUUGGUUAUGGAUAAAGAAACGGAUCUGUUUAAAGGCUUCUGCUAUGUGGAGUUUGAAUAUUUGGAAGAUUUGAUAAAAGCAAUUGAAAUGAAUGGCGCUCUUAAUGUAGAUGGUAACUUUAUUAAAAUUGAUGUCGCUGAAGAAAAAAGAAGUGAUCGGGGAGGUUUCGACCGUGGCCGGCGAGACGGCGGCCGGGACGGUGGGCGCGAUGGUGGCCGGGCGGGAGGCGGCGGCGGCUUCAGGCGGGACGGCGGCGGCGGCCGCGACCGUGAGCGAGGAGGCGGCGGUGGCGCUGGCGGUGGUGGUGGUGGCGGCGGUGGCGAGCGAUGGGCCGAACGUGGCGACCGAGACGGCGGUCGGUCGUCCCGCGGUGCCAGCGAAGAACCGCGCCCCGGCGACUGGGGCCGCAUGGGCCGCUCCGCUGCACCUGCGCCGCGUCAGCCCCCGGCGCGUAGAAACUUCGAAGACAUGCCGCCUUCACGUCCAGGGAGCUCGGACACAUCAGGCAGACCGAAGUUGAAGCUUGAGCCACGGACUGUUAAAGAGCCUGUGAACUCACUGGCGUCGACCAGUCAGGCGCACUCGAUAUUCGGCGGCGCCCGGCCGAGGGAAGAACGACUCAAGGAACUGGCGGGCGAAUAAACGCUCUAACAAUCCCCUCUUAUACCGCGUACUCUUAUCUCCCGGUCCCGUGUGUAUAUGUAUCAUCCCGAAGCCCGCUGCCGAUCCCUAUGUGUGCCCGAUAUUAACAGUCUCUUCUCUCAUUGAAUGCAGUGCGAAAAAUGUUAUAUGAACUGCAAACAUUUUGUUAGGUUAUAUGAGGUUGUAAAUCAUUUUUAAAGUAUAUUUUCUUAGCUUUAUUAUGUGUAUCGAAAGAUAGCUUCUUAUUGUUUUUGCGCUGACCCCGCCUCGUUUUCGAGCCCGGGCGCGCGCGUUGCGUCGCUUGAUUAAUCCGCAGUAUUUAACGAUUAAAUUGCUAGUAUGUAUAGUUUGUCUCAUUAUAAGAUUUAUCCGGGCUUGUGUGUACAUACGAUAUCGGCUCGCAUAAUAUUAAUUAAUUUUUCGAAAUUAGACAUGGAAGAAACAUAUUUUUUGUUCCUCAUUUUUUGGUUGUAUUUGUAUUGAGAUAUUUGAAAUAUUGUAAUAAUUAUUUUAUUUUUAUUAUAUAGCAAUGUAUCAAUAGAGGUCAUAAUUGAUUCUCUGUUGUAUUUGUUUUUUUUUCAUUUAUUAAUUGUUUAGUUUGUUAGGUCAUGAAAAAUUAAUCAUUGAAUGAGUAAUUAUGAUACAUAAUUUAAGAGUUGAUUAAUAUGGUGAUGUAAUUACGGUGUCAUUAAUAAAAUUAACUUCCACGUACUUGAAUUUCUACUUUAUUACAUAAUUGUGUAAUGGCAAGUAACGUGGCCAAGAAAUGAAAAAAAAUCGCAAAAAUGUAAACAGAACAUAGAAAAACGAAUAAAAAGUGA